Didymodactylos carnosus is the source of this 1059-nucleotide messenger RNA. NCBI's taxonomy places the organism in Eukaryota, Metazoa, Rotifera, Eurotatoria, Philodinida, Philodinidae. The record is from the annotation of a GenBank genome assembly.
AUGGCUUAUACAAAUUCUUCUCAUCGAGCUUCAUAUUCAUCACAACACAAUACGCCAACAACCAAUUAUGAAUAUGGACAACGAGAUUUAUCUCGACAAAGUGGAAAACGAGAAGGUGUUUACAAUGGUGAAUAUAAUCGUUCACUAAAUAAUUCAACAACAAAUCAGUAUGCACAAGAUAAUUUUUCUUGUUGGCAUUGUGAUAAAAAUUUAAGCGGAUCAAGAUAUAUACUCAAAGAUGAACAUCCAUUUUGUAUUAAAUGUUAUGAAGACAGAUUUGCCAAUGCAUGCGAAGAAUGCAAAAGAAAAAUUGGAACCGAUUCAAAGGAUUUAUCAUACAAAGACCGUCAUUGGCAUGAAAAAUGUUUUUUUUGUUCUAUGUGUAAAACUCCAUUAGUUGAUAAACCAUUUGGAUGUAAAAAUGAUUUAUUAUAUUGUGGAGAAUGUUAUAAUCAACAAUUUGCAUCCAGAUGUGAUAAAUGCCAUCAAAUAUUUAAGCCGGGUACAAAGAAACUUGAAUAUAAAGGUCAACAAUUUCAUGAACAUUGUUUCACCUGCUUUUCAUGUUCUCAACCAAUUGGUACAAAAAGUUUCAUUCCAAAAGAUCAACGAAGCUAUUGUGUACCGUGUUAUGAAGAACAUUUUGCAACUAAAUGUACUCGUUGUCAAAAGGUGAUUGCUCAAGGCGGUGUAACAUAUAAGAAUCAGCCAUGGCAUCGUGAUUGUUUCAUGUGUACAAAUUGUAAACAAUCAUUAGCUGGUCAACGCUUUACAUCGCGUGAUGAUCAUCCAUAUUGUGCCGAUUGUUUUGCAAGAUUAUUUGCGAAAAAAUGUUACGCUUGUAGUAAACCAAUUACAGGUGUUGGUGGAACGCGUUAUAUAUCGUUUGAAGACCGUCAUUGGCAUAAUGAUUGUUUUGUUUGUCAACGUUGUCAUAGUUCAUUAGUUGGUCGUGGUUUUCUAACAGAAGGUUCGGAUAUAUUAUGUCCCGAAUGUGGCAAACAAACAACUACAUACGAUCAACGUGGUGGUAGUGUUGAUUUAUCAUAUAAAAAUUAA